UCAUAAAAUAAGUUUUAGUCUUCGCUUCGAUAACCGAAUCGGAUCCUUCGUUGAAGCUACCCCAAAUGUAUUCGUCCUAUUAAAUACCCUAAUUUCCUUCCUGAGUUUGCUGCUACAAUUCUCGAUUCCUCUUCCUCUACAAUGAAGAAAUCCAAUUUCUUAAGAAGUUCUAAAGAUAUGCUUACCAAGAGCUUCAAUUCCACCAAAUGUAAGAUGUCCUUAAAGCUAGCGUCUUCAAGGUUGAAAUUGUUGAAGAACAAGAAGGAAGUGCAAGUGAAGCAGAUGAAAAGAGAACUUUCCCAGUUGCUUGAUUCUGGUCAGGACCGGACAGCAAGAAUUCGUGUGGAGCAUGUACUUAGGGAGGAGAAGAUGAUGGCAGCAUAUGAUCUUAUCGAGAUUUACUGUGAACUGAUCGUGGCACGGUUGCCUAUUAUUGAGUCACAAAAAAAUUGCCCCAUUGACUUGAAAGAAGCAAUUACCAGUGUAGUUUUUGCGUCACCAAGGUGUGGAGACAUACCAGAACUUGUAGAUGUUCGGAAACAUCUUACCGCAAAAUAUGGGAAAGAAUUUAUAAGUGCAGCAGUUGAGCUCCGUCCAAAUUGUGGAGUUAGUCGCAUGUUGGUUGAGAAGUUAUCUGCGAAAGCGCCUGAUGGGCAGACCAAAAUGAGAAUCUUGGGGGCAAUUGCUGAGGAACAUGGUGUUAAAUGGGAUCCUAAAUCAGUAGAAGAGACAGAGUCAGUGCCUUCAAAUGAUUUGUUGAAUGGAUCUGGUAGUUUAGAGAAGGCUGGUAACAUCCAUGAAGACCCUCUUCAUCUCAAUGCGUCAGAUAUGAGACUUCCACUUGAUCACUGUAAAAGGCCUAAUGCAUCUUCAAAUUCCCCAGAGCAGAAUGCAAGAUCCUCAUUGGGGACCCAAAGCUUUCACUCUGCAUAUAGUGGUGGUAGAGGAGUAACACCAUCUUCUAACUAUCAUCAUGGAGUUAGUCCUUCAGGGUCUAGGGAUGAAAGGUCAGAAAUUGGGCAGUCAGUUCCUGGAGAUGGUAAAUUUUCUAUGGACAGGCAGAAUUGGAAUAUGGAAUUCAAAGAUGCUACCUCUGCUGCUCAAGCAGCUGCUGAGUCUGCAGAACGUGCAAGCCUAGCUGCCAGAGCUGCUGCUGAACUUUCAAGGGUUUCAAGGCAAUAUUCCUCGGAAUCUCAGAGGUCUGAAGUACAGUCUUCGGUAGGUGGAGGACGAGGAAUGUAUGACACAAGUAUCCAUGAACAUUUUCCCAAAGAUUCAGCAAAUAGCUCUUUAUCUGACAGAAAUCCAAGGCUUCAGAAUGGAAGAAUUGAUAGUUUGCAUCAUGAAAAUCUGGCUAGAGCGACAAGACAAUUUCAUGAUGAUGAUCAUGCUACUUCAGGAGGUUCAGGACCAGGGAACUAUGGUAGUUCAAGUAUGCAUGAACAUUUUCCUAAAGAUUCAGUUGUGAGCUCUUCACCUGAUAGAACUUCAACGUUUCAGCAAGAAAGGACGGAGAGUUUGCAACAUGAUAAUAUGCCUAGGGCAACAAGACAUCAUAAUGAUAUGCAUGGUACUAUUGAUAGGCCUGAUUCACAAGUCUCCGCAGGUGCCACGGGCUCAAUUAAUAAUGAUAAUUCAUUUUCUAGUGUUGGAGAAGGUUAUAAGUACAUGCAGAAAAGCCUAUCUAAAGCGGACAGUGAAAUGAUAACGAGAAAAUCAUUUGGCAGAACUGAAUCUGAAUCCACGAGUAGCUUUAAGAAUGAGUUAGUGGAGGAUUUCAAUUAUUUUGGAGAAGAAGCUAGUACAAAAGAUCCCAAAAUUAAUUCUUCAGAAUCUUUUUUAAGCGCUUCAGGUUUUGGUGAAAAUAUUCAUCAUUCUAACCAACAAAGUUAUGGUUAUGCUAAGACUAAUGAUCCCUUUAAUAAUGUUUACCAAGGUCACAUUCCUAGUGAAACUGUUAGUAAGAGUUCUCAUGAUUCUGCCUCUGUUGCUUUUAAUGAUUCUGGCUCAGAAGAAGAUUAUAAUAUUAAGUUUGACUCAGAUCCUACAUAUGAUGACCAGCAAGCCAAACUUUAUUUUCCAUCACCAGAAAGGAAAUCACCUACUUACAACUCUGCAAUUAAAGAAUCGUGGAGCUUUGACUCAAACAAAUCACAGGAGUCCUCGAUGACAUCAGAAAUCUUUGUGGAAAAGCAAUCGCCUCAAUUAUACAAAAGCUUGGCUGCCGCUGGUGACAAUUCACGACAAGAAAAUGUUGUGCCAUCCUUUGACGAUUCUGAUGGUAUGAAUUCCGAAAGUGACAGUGAGAUAGUCCAACACCCGAUAGGAACUGAUGGGAACAAAUGGUUACCAGCUUUGCCCAGGACACGGACAGAUCAUGAUACUUUGGCUUCUUCUGUUUCUGAGUCCGAAAAGGCAUUCACGUUUGGGAAGUUAACUGGUGGCCUUAAGCAUAAAGGCCAUAUCCCUCCACCUUACUUAAGAAGCCAGUUAAACAAUGUUCCAUCUUCAGUCGAGAACGCUAAGGGAAGUCCUGCGGUGACGUCACAAGAUGUUGCACCCCCUAAGAGUUCUGUCGGUUUAGGAAUGAGGAUGAAAAUAGACGAUAAGUCAAGCUCAAGAUUGGAUGACACUCAUCAUGCUUCAGAUACCGACAGUUCUGAUACAGAAUUUUCACAAGAGGCUUCGAGUUACAGUCAAAGAACUUAUUCACAAAAAAGAGGCAGCGAGGUUAAUACAAAAUAUGCAGGCUUACGAGGUUCAUCCACAUAUUUUGAUUCUGAUAGCAGUGAUUCCGAGGCUGGUCCUAAGAAACAUUCUUUUGCUGGUAGAAGUCAAUUGAAUAGUGGAAUUUCUCGUAGAACUAAAGCUUCUUCCUCCAGCUUGGAUACAAACAUUUCAUCAAAGUCUAAAAUCAGCUCCGAAACAGCUGUUAAUUCUGACUCUGGUGUAGAUGGCAAACCCAUCAACCGCUCUUUCGGAAUUAAAACUCAAGAACCUCUGAAACCCGUCAGAAAUUCUUAUGCUGCUGAUACACAAAAAACUCAGAGACUGACCAAGAACUUUUACAGUAGUGAAUCACAUGAAUCCCCAACAGAUAAAAGGAUAAGUUUAGAGCAGCCCAGCGCUGGACCUACCGUUCCAAUGCCUGUUAUACAGACCAGGAUAACAUCACAUGAAAGGAGACAGAAGAUGGGAAGGGUGGAAAAACCAUCUAGCUCUUCCCAAAUGGCAGCAGCAUCAGGCAACAAUGAUGUUCCAAAGGCACCAGCUUCCAGUGGGGACAAAUUUUCCAGUGAGGAUAGCAUGAAGAAAGCUAGUCAUGUACAUCCAAAGCUGCCUGAUUAUGAUGAUAUUGCUUCUAAGUUGCUGUCGCUUCGAACGAAUCCCAAGUGAAAGAUAAUGUCUUUGUAGCUGCGUAUGUACAUGGCGAAAGGUUUCGUAUAGUGUUUCUGAUGACCGCGAGAUUCCAAUACAAUAUAUUUGUUUGUACUGUGCACAUAUUCAUUUAUUUGAUGUGAAAAUAAUCUUGGGUAUAUGAAUACUUGAAAUGGAUGCUGCGUAGACAGCCCAAAUUUUCUAUUUGUAACUUGAUUGAUAUUCAUUCAUUUGAAAAUGAGUUGUAUUUGUUCCUCAGAGGUUAAGUUUUCUGAUU
Molecule: messenger RNA, 3655 nt
Organism: Solanum pennellii
Lineage: Eukaryota; Viridiplantae; Streptophyta; Magnoliopsida; Solanales; Solanaceae
Exons: 8
Coding region: 142-3396 (1084 amino acids)
Biological process (GO): protein transport
Source: RefSeq, a predicted model, not a curated record